AGAAGAGGAAUGUGUCCUGGGUCUAGAAGAGUUGCUAUUUUGAUAAACUGGCUCAACCAGACAACAGCCCACUAAGUGUCAGUGCUGCAUAAAACUAAAUCAACGGGAGGAGAAACCGAAGUGGGCCAUCUGUGCUCUCACCCUUCAUUUAAGAAUAGCAGUGAAUGAGACCUCAGGACAUAUGAAGAUCACUCUCCUGCUUCUCGGGAUGGGGGCAUUUUCCUUUCUGUCUACAUGGCCUCUGAUUGGCCAUUGCCAAUACCUCAAUCCUCCUGAAGUGGUGAUACCCUUAAGGAUACCUGGCACUUCUACAGAAAAGAAGAUUACAGGCUGGGUCUCCUACAGCCUUCACCUUGAGGGCCAGCGACACAUUGUCCACAUGAAGGCCAAAAAGUUUUUGGUGCACAGACACCUCCCUGUGGUCACCUACACAGACCAGGGCACUGUCCAUGAGGACCAACCUUUUAUCCCAAGGGAUUGCUACUAUCAUGGCUAUGCUGAAGGGGACCCUAAGUCUCUAGUUUCUCUUUGUACCUGUUUUGCUGGUCUGCAAGGAUUGCUAUAUAUAAAUGACACAUUUUAUGAAAUCAAGCCCAAAAAUCUUUCUACUACAUUUGAGCAUUUGGUAUAUAAGAUGCACCCCAGGGAGGUCCAAUCUGAAUCUUUCAAGAAUGUACCAACAGAAGAAGACACAGGCAAUGAAUGGCAGAUGAUGCUUCAGGAGAAUAAUCAUCCUACUUUGAAGCAAAGCACUAUUGGAGGGUGGUUUGUGCACCAAUUUUGGUAUGAAACAGGUUUUGUGGUAGACAGUACACGGUUUGCUUAUCUAAGAAGGAAUGUUACAGCAGCUAAUAUGGAAAUAAUAUCAGUUGUUAAUAUAGUAGAUUCCUAUUAUAAAACACUUGGUGUUGAUAUAGUAGUCGUUGCAAUUGACAUAUGGACUCACAUAGAUCCCAUUAAUAGCACCACAACAAGGGAAUUGAAAAAUGCAUUUUGUACUUGGAAAGUCCAAGAAUACAAUCCACGGGUACAUCAUGAUGCUGCAGUUCUCGUCUUUAAUCGACCUCAUGGUGAUGAAGUUACUGUUGAUGGAAAUUGGUGGGGGUUGUGUAAAGCAUCUCUAUGUUGUACAGUGGUGUAUCAUAGCAACGAUAACCAGCUCCAGUAUGCGACAACCAUGGCUCGUGGACUUGGUAUUCUUACAGGGUUAUAUAAUGACUCGAGGUACUGUACAUGUGAACAAGGUCAGUGCAUCAUGAAUACAUCACUGGCAAUUGCAAAUGCAUUCAGCAACUGCAGUUUUUCCACCUUUAUGUGGGCUACUUGGGUGCAAAGAAAUUGUCCCUAUAACAGACCUUUAAAAGUAUUCCACACAGAGUACUGUGGGAACGGUGUGGUUGACGCUGGAGAGGGUUGUGACUGUGGUACCGUAAAAUCAUGUGCAGCUGAUCCAUGUUGUGCAGCAAACUGUCAUCUGAAAGCUGGCUCUGGUUGUGCUUCAGGGCUUUGCUGCAAAGACUGCCAAGUCCUGGAUCAUGGUACAGUUUGUAGAGAACAGGUCAAUGAAUGUGAUCUGCCAGAGUGGUGUAAUGGAACUUCACCUGUGUGUCCUGCAGACAUGUAUGUGGAGGAUGGGAAACCUUGCCUGGGCAAGGGCUUCUGCUAUGGAGGACAAUGUAAUAAUCAUGAUUAUCAGUGUAAGAAAAUAUUUGGUCCAGAGGCCAGGAAUGCAGAUGUGAAGUGUUACAGACUACUCAACCCUGUGGGUAACCGCUUUGGUCACUGUAGUAGAAAUCGUCAGACAUAUGAAAGAUGUGCAAGUGGUGAUGUUCUUUGUGGCAGAAUUUACUGUGAAAAUGUGAAAGAACUUCCAGUUCUGAAAGAGCAUGAAACUUUUGUUUGGACUCAUUUGAAUCCUCAGCAUUGCUGGAGUAUUGAACACCAUUUUGGCAAGACUGGACCUGACAUCGGUGCAAUCCCAGACGGCUCACCGUGUGGUGUUGGAAAAUUCUGCAAAAACAGGAGGUGUGUUCUUAUACCUCAGUGGAGUAAAAAUGCUUGUUCACCUGAAACCUGCCUGGACAGAGGCAUCUGCAACAAUAGACACCACUGCCAUUGCAGCUCUGAGUGGGCUCCACCCCUCUGUCGGAGAGCAGGAAAUGGAGGCAGUGUUGAUAGUGGUCCACCUCCUAAGAGUAAUAGAACUAGGGAUUCUGGUUCAAAAGGUGGAAGUUUGUUACUUAUUUUAAUUGGCAUUUUGCUUUUCAUCUUGUGUUUACUAAUUAUACUUUUCAUUUUGAACAAAAAAAGAAAGGAAGACCAGCAGACUGAACCACCUCCACCUGUGCCAGGAGAGCCAGGUGCUCCACUUCCACCUGCAGCAGCUGGGCCAGCUGCUCAACCUCCACCUGGGCAAGCAGGGCCAAAGGACAAACGGAAGAAAUAA
Molecule: messenger RNA, 2446 nt
Organism: Octodon degus (degu)
Lineage: Eukaryota; Metazoa; Chordata; Mammalia; Rodentia; Octodontidae
Product: disintegrin and metalloproteinase domain-containing protein 20-like
Exons: 2
Coding region: 182-2446 (754 amino acids)
Biological process (GO): proteolysis; male gonad development
Cellular component (GO): external side of plasma membrane; plasma membrane; sperm head plasma membrane
Molecular function (GO): metalloendopeptidase activity
Source: RefSeq, a predicted model, not a curated record